CUACGUUACUUCCGAGAGUCGCGUUGGCGUUUUCUAAACAGACAGACAUUUCGAUGAAGACAGUCCAGGUCAGAAGAUGUGGCGACUGUAACUGAAUCUGGAGACAGAUACACGGAUUGGACAUGCCCAGGUUGUUCUACCAUGGACACAGACAUGAUACCAACAUUCACUUCAAAGGACCAGGAGAUUGACUACUGGAAGGCCUUAUCCCUCAAGUAUAACAACAGCACAAACAGAUCCUGGUCCAGGCUGACAUAUCUGACUACCAGUUACCAUGAGGCCCAGGAGGAGUUGCUGGAGUUCCAGGAAGGGAGCAGAGAGCUGGAGGCGGAGUUAGAGGCCCAGCUAGGACAGGCUGAACACCGCAUCAGAGACCUGCACACAGAGAACCAAAGACUGAAGAGCGAGCUGGACAACCUCAAGGAGAAGUUGGAGCAGCAGUAUGCUCAGAGCUAUAAGCAGGUCUCCAUGUUAGAGGAUGACCUGGGACAGACCAGAGGAAUCAAGGAACAGCUUCAUAAAUACGUCAGAGAACUGGAGCAGGCCAACGAUGACCUGGAGAGAGCCAAGAGGGCGACCAUCGUAUCUCUGGAGGACUUUGAGGGUCGUCUGAACCAGGCCAUAGAGAGGAAUGCCUUCCUGGAGAGUGAGCUGGAUGAGAAGGAGUCUCUACUGGUCUCAGUACAGAGACUGAAGGAUGAAGCCAGAGACCUGAGACAGGAGAUGGUGGUGAGGGAAAGGACUGCAGACAGAAUGUCAGCCCCCAGCUCUCCUACCCUGGACAUGGACAAGAUGCACUCUGCUGUCCAGGCCUCCCUGUCCCUGCCUGUCACCCCUGUAGGGAAGGGUAUGGAACACCCGUUCAUCAACCCUAAAUCAUCAGUGUUAACAAAUGGCUGUGGGCCUGGCGGCUCACCUCUGACCCCAUCAGCAAGAAUCUCUGCUCUUAAUAUCGUUGGGGACCUUCUUAGAAAAGUUGGGGCGCUGGAGUCCAAGCUAGCUGCAUGUAGGAACUUUGCCAAGGACCAGGCCGUGAGGAAAACCUACUCCACGUCGUCCACCAACAUGAUCACUGGGAACGGAAACCUCAUCAACAGCAACGCCACCAAGUUCUCCCACUCACUACACACCACCUACUACGACAAAACGGCUGUGAAUGGACUGGACCCCAGCACCCUGACUGCCCUGGCGUCGCCCCGGAAUGUCUCCCCUCCUGGCAUGCUGCCUCUCACCGUUUAGCAUGGCCCCAACCUCUGUACAAGCUCCUCGCAGAACAAGGGUACCCCUCAUCCUUCACCCCAACCUCGCCCCCCCAAAUCUCUGUACAACUCCUGUACGCCCCGCAGAACACUGAGAGGAGAGAACACUUGAAGAACCGUUACUGUGUGUGUGUGUGUGUGUGUGUGUGUGUGUGUGUGUGUGUGUGUGUGUGUGUGUGUGUGUGUGUGUGUGUGUGUGUGUGUGUGUGUGUGUGUGUGUGUGUGUGUGUGUGUGUGUGUGUGUGUGUGUGUGUGUGGGAGAGACACUUGACUGAAUGAUUGAAAAGGCCUCACUCACCUAUGAGUGGGGUGGGGUUGGAUGCUGAGUGUGUUUGUGUGUAUUUAACAUACAGGCACAUGCCUGAGCUUUGCUCAUGUGGAUGAUGUGUUGGUGACCUCUGUGCUCUGGAGUGUCUCCAUUUUGGCUCCAUUAGUUUAUCAGUUUCACUCUAUAACAGCUAUAUAACAGCAACUGUACCUGACAAAGGUCCCCAACGGACUGCAGCUUCCUUCCUCUAAACUUUUAAUUUUCUUCUCUGAAUGAAUUGCACAAUUACAAAUAAUUUAUAUAUACAAUGUUGUAUUUAAAAAUGAAAAGGGACUUUUUGCAAAGUUAGAUGAUUUCAUCAUUACUGUAUGUAUGCUUUAAGAUGCAAUAUUUCCUGUUUGUUUGUUUGUUUGUGUUUGUUAUGGGGUCAGAUGGAGUUGAUGACCCUUAACCCCCAUGUCCAGAAGAAUGACUGAAUUAAUGUUUACUGUGUUCAGCCUGUGAUCAGAACCAUGUUCUCUUAUUGGGCUCCAUCUCAAUAGUCCAGUUAAUAGCCUCCUCUCAUCUCAAUAGUCCAGUUAAUAGCUUCAUCUCCUCUCCUUCCUCUCAAUAGUCAAGUUAGUCUUGGAGAGAAUGAGAAAACAGGACCGGUAAAAGCAGUAUGGAUGAUCUAUCUCUACCAGAAAUGAGCUUUCACCUCUAAUUUCUUUCCCAUCAGUGCAGAGGAGGGAAAGGAGAGAAGAUGAGGAAACCACUUUAUACUAUUGAGAUGCACCUCCAAGUCCCUAUUGUCCUGGAUGUGGGCUGACCAGACAGAACAGACCGGUCAGCUGGUGGACCAUCUGUAGUCUGGUAGGGAGGGAUG
Messenger RNA from Salmo salar (Atlantic salmon), 2392 nucleotides. RefSeq names its product nuclear distribution protein nudE-like 1-B. Lineage: Eukaryota; Metazoa; Chordata; Actinopteri; Salmoniformes; Salmonidae. The record is from RefSeq and is a predicted model, not a curated record. Gene Ontology annotation, cellular component: kinesin complex; centrosome; kinetochore. Gene Ontology annotation, biological process: centrosome localization; microtubule nucleation; establishment of mitotic spindle orientation. Gene Ontology annotation, molecular function: microtubule binding.